AAACAUUUUCAUGACAAACAUCUUGCCCUAGUAAAGCUCACCUUAGUAAACGCUGCAUACAAAGCACUCCCCAGUGAAUGGCUCCCUCUGCUGGUCUACUGCGCUCCUCACCACCUGCAUUGGGUGGAUCCACCGGUGACAGCUGUGCUGUGAUAGGCUGCUCCAAGAGGAGGCUGUCAUGACACCGUGGAUGCUGCACAGGAUCACAUCCACGGCAUCAGCAGCAAGCGCUCCUCCAUCCACCUCGCCAUCCCUCCGUCUUUUCUCUCUCUUCUCCUCCUCUGCUUCUCCUCGUCAUACCACCAUCCUUGCUCCAUCCGUUCCUUUUCCCUUCCCUCGACGGGAGCACAUUGCGGCAGAGGACGAUUUACACACACUCACCAGCGGGAAAAGCAGCAGCGGACAGACUGGCUCGUCCUCUAUUUCGCCCUCCCCUUGAAAAACCCCACUCUCUCCAUCCUCUUCUCUCCUCCUCACCCUUCUUCUCCUUCUUGCCGUCCAGUCUCCCAGGAUGCCUCAGUUCAUGAUGCUCCAGUAGGCCUCAGCAGCAUGGGCGGAGCCUGGGUGGGAAGAGAGAUUACAGAUUGGACCCUUCCCCUCAGGACGGGCGAACUGGCGGGCCACCCUCCCUCUUCUUCAGAUGGGCGAGGACGCUGAGAGCCCCAAAAUCAACCACACCUUCCUGAGAGACUACGUCACUGAAGCCGAUGUCAUCUCUACGGUGGAGUUCAACCAGACGGGGGACCUGCUGGCCACAGGGGAUAAAGGUGGCCGAGUGGUCAUCUUUCAAAGAGAGACUGAGUCCAAGGGCGAGUCAGAGGAGGCAGGUGAGGUGGGGGACUCGGGAGAGUACAACGUCUACAGCACGUUCCAGAGCCACGAGCCCGACUUUGACUACCUGAAGAGUCUGGAGAUAGAGGAGAAGAUCAACAAGAUCAGGUGGCUGCCGCAGCAGAAUGCCGCACAUUUCCUGCUCUCCACCAAUGAUAAGACCGUUAAACUGUGGAAGGUCAGCGAGAGAGACAAAAGACCAGAAGGAUACAACCUGAAAGAUGAGGAGGGACGGAUCAAGGAUGUUUCCACCAUCACUUCUCUGAGGGUGCCGGUGCUGAAACCAACAGAUCUGAUGGUAGAAGUCCGUCCUCGGCGCGUUUUCGCAAACGGACACACAUACCACAUCAACUCUAUCUCUGUCAACAGCGAUGGGGAGACUUACCUGUCUGCUGAUGACCUCCGCAUCAAUAUGUGGCAUCUGGACAUCACAGAUCGUAGUUUCAACAUUGUAGACAUCAAACCCACCAACAUGGAGGACCUGACGGAGGUGAUAACAGCAGCGGAGUUCCACCCUCACCACUGCCACGUGUUUGUGUACAGCAGCAGCAAGGGGACCCUUCGCCUCUGUGAUAUGAGGGCCUCGGCUCUUUGUGACAAGCAUACCAAACUUUUUGAGGAACCUGAAGAUCCCGGGAGCCGUUCGUUCUUCUCAGAGAUUAUUUCCUCUGUGUCGGAUGUUAAGUUCAGCCACAGUGGCCGCUACCUGCUGACAAGAGACUACCUGACGGCCAAGGUGUGGGACCUGAAUAUGGAUAAAGGCCCAGUUGAAACCUACCAAGUCCAUGAAUACCUGAGGAGUAAGCUGUGUUCCCUAUAUGAGAAUGACUGCAUCUUUGAUAAGUUCGAAUGUGUCUGGAACAGCUCAGACAGCGUGAUCAUGACUGGAGCAUACAACAGCUUUUUCCGGAUGUUCGACCGGGAGACGGGCCGGGGCGUGACCCUUGAGGCGUGGCGGGAGAACAGCAAACCCCGGGCCGUGUUGCGGACCCGCCGGGUGUACACGGGCGGCAAGCGCCGUCGCGGCGAUGUCGGCGUCGACAGCCUGGACUUCACCAAGAAAAUCCUGCACAUGGCCUGGCACCCGGCGGAGAAUAUCAUUGCCAUAGCGGCGACCAACAACCUGUACAUCUUUCAGGAUCGUGUCAACCCUGACGCGCAGACGCAGUGACAGGAACACAAAGACAGACUUGAAAUCGUUUCAGUGUUUUAAGGAAUGCAUGAGAGAGAUGCAGCCUCUGGAUGUGGGAUUGAUGACUGAUUCUUGAACUAAACUAAUUUUAUGACA
Fundulus heteroclitus (mummichog) is the source of this 2119-nucleotide messenger RNA. Its product is annotated as serine/threonine-protein phosphatase 2A 55 kDa regulatory subunit B gamma isoform-like. Lineage: Eukaryota; Metazoa; Chordata; Actinopteri; Cyprinodontiformes; Fundulidae. Gene Ontology annotation, biological process: peptidyl-serine dephosphorylation. The record is from RefSeq and is a predicted model, not a curated record. Gene Ontology annotation, cellular component: protein phosphatase type 2A complex; cytosol. Bases 641 to 2002 code for a protein of 453 amino acids. Gene Ontology annotation, molecular function: protein binding; protein phosphatase regulator activity. The transcript is spliced from 10 exons.